AUGAUGAAGACAUUUGAGAUGACUGACCUUGGGUUGAUGAACUAUUUCCUCGGUAUAGAGGUGAAACAACAAGAAGACAACAUAUUUAUCUCUCAAAAGAAAUAUAUUGAAGCCCUAUUGAAGAAGUUCAAGAUGUAUGAUUGUAAACCUGUCGCUACUCCAUUGGUGGUAAAUGAGAAACUACAAAAAGAUGAUGGAGCACAAGAAACAGAUGCAUCACGCUACAGAAGUUUGAUUGGAAGUCUCUUAUAUCUCACAGCCACAAGACCAGACAUUAUGUAUGCCACAAGUCUUCUAUCAAGAUUCAUGCAAAAGCCAAGUCAGAUUCAUUAUGGAGUAGGGAAAAGAAUUUUAAGAUAUCUACAAGGCACAAAGGAGUUUGGAAUAUGGUACAAAACCAUGACUAACUCAAGGAUCAUUGGCUACACCGAUAGUGAUUGGGCAGGAUCAAAAGAUGACAUGAAGAGCACCUCAGGCUAUGCUUUCUCGCUUGGAUCGGGAAUAUUCUCUUGGGCAUCAAAGAAGCAAGCAACUGUUGCACAAUCAACAGCUGAAGCAGAAUAUGUGGCUGCUGCUGAAGCAACAAGUCAAGCUAUAUGGCUUCGAAAGAUAUUCAAAGAUAUGGGAGAGAAACAAAGUGGACCUACUACAAUCAACUGUGAUAAUAAAUCAGCUAUCGCAAUGACAAAGAACCCAAUACAUCACAGAAUGCUGUCGCGUUCUCGCUCUGCUAUUGGUAGAGGCGCGAUGUUUUUCAUUCUUCCGAUGAAUCACAUGGAGGAAUCAAUGGUCGUUUUGGCGUUUGCGAUGGAGGCUCACACAGAUUUGCUAUUGUUGGAAGAUGGUUGUUUGCAAAUGCGUUAG
This is a messenger RNA of Vigna unguiculata (cowpea), 864 nucleotides long. Lineage: Eukaryota; Viridiplantae; Streptophyta; Magnoliopsida; Fabales; Fabaceae. The record is from RefSeq and is a predicted model, not a curated record.